CUACUCGGCUCCAGAUACAUUCACUAAGCUCGCUACGUUCACAUUGUUCUCACUUCCUUUUCCAGGAGACCUCUGCCCAGUCUUAACACCUGACGUGGACUACAUGACCCAGCAUUCACCACGGCAGGUUGAUUUCCGGGUCAAAAGGUCCGCGCUGGAUGCAUCACCAUGGAAGCGAUGGGUUUGCUUGGGGCUUGGAGAGGAACAAGAAGGCUGGGCUCCAUCAAACCCUUCGGAGACGAUGGUUUCCUCCAGCCUUUGCCACCCAACGACCCACCAUGGAGGCUGCGCCCUCCGCGCUGCUCCUGCUGCUUCCCCUUCCAGCCAAAUGUUCCUAUCGCCCCGAGAGCCACAGCCGUCCUUCCGCCCCAGAGACUGAUGAAAGUCGAGGUGCGGGCACCAUGAGAGGCGAGAAAAACUGCUGCCGUGGAGCUGCGGGAGAUCACGGUUCCUGCCCCUCCACUCCUUCGCCUCUGGCCUCGGCCCUCUUGAUGCCCGCGGAGGCUAUCUCCAGUAGUUGGCCUGGGUCUGGAGGCGGUUUGUCAGGGGGGGAUGAAGAGGAGACUCGGCUCCUUCAACUCCUGCGGACCGCGCCAGAUCCUUCGGAGGCCUUUCAGGCGCUGCAGGCUGUGUUGCCGCGGCGUGGCGGUCGACUUGGCUUCCCCAGACGGAAGGAAGCAUUGUAUCGAGCCCUGGGCCGAGUGCUUGUGGAAGGAGGUAGAGAUGAGAAGCGACUCUGCUUGCAACUCCUCUUGGACGUUCUUCGAGGUCAGGGGGAGGCAGGCCAGCUGGAAGAGGCCUUCAGCUUAGCACUUCUGCCUCAACUGGUUGUCUCUUUACGAGAAGAGAAUCCGGCCCUGCGGAAAGAUGCGCUGCAGAUCCUCCACAUUUGUCUGAAACGUAGUUCUGGGCAGGUGCUAAGAACGCUUAUACAGCAAGGCCUGGAAAGUACCGAUGCUCGGCUUAGAGCUGCAACAGCACUGCUGUUCCCGAUCUUGCUUACUCCUGAGGACUUGUUGCUGGGCCUAGAUCUUACCGAGGUGAUAAUAUCCUUAGCCCGAAAGCUUGGCGAUCAGGAGAUAGAAGAAGAAUCUGAGACAGCUUUCUCUGCACUUCAACAAAUUGGGGAGCGACUUGGCCAAGAGAGGUUUCAAUCCUAUAUCUCUCGCCUGCCGUCUGCCCUGAGGAGACACUACAAUCGCCGCCUGGAGUCCCAGUUUGGCAGCCAGAUUCCUUAUUAUUUGGAACUUGAAGCUUCUGGAUUUCCCGAAGACCCCCUUCCCUGUGCAGUGACCGUUUCCAACAGCAAUCUUAAAUUUGGGAUUAUUCCUCAGGAGCUGCAUUCAAGAUUGUUAGAUCAGGAAGACUAUAAGAACCGGACUCAGGCUGUUGAGGAACUAAAACAGGUGAUGGGACGAUUUAACCCAAGUUCUAGUCCUCAUCCUAGCCUUGUCAGUUUUAUUAGCUUGCUGUAUAAUUUGUUAGACGAUUCUAACUUCAGAGUGGUCCAUGGCACACUUCAGGUUCUGCAUUUACUGGUUAUUCGCCUUGGAGAGCAGGUACAGCACUUCUUGGGACCAGUUAUAACAGCUUCUGUCAAAGUGCUGGCAGACAACAAGUUGGUGAUCAAACAAGAAUACAUGAAAAUCUUCCUCAAGCUCAUGAAGGAAGUAGGUCCUCAACAGGUGCUUUGUUUACUCCUGGAACAUCUCAAACAUAAGCAUUCCAGAGUUCGAGAGGAGGUGGUGAACAUUUGCAUUUGCUCCCUCUUGACGUAUCCCAGUGAGGAUUUUGACUUACCCAAAUUGUCAUUUGAUCUUGCCCCAGCUCUUGUAGAUAGCAAACGCAGGGUGCGACAAGCAGCUCUGGAAGCCUUUGCUGUGUUGGCAUCAUCAAUGGGCUCAGGUAAAACCAGCAUCCUUUUCAAAGCUGUGGAUACUGUUGAACUACAAGAUAAUGGAGAUGGAGUGAUGAAUGCUGUGCAGGCCAGAUUGGCUAGGAAAACCCUCCCAAGGUUAACGGAACAGGGAUUUGUGGAGUAUGCCAUACUCAUGCCAUCAUCUGCCCAGGGUAGGUCAAGCCAUUUGGCACAUGGAGCAGAUACAGAUUGGCUUUUGACUGGUAACAGAACUCAGAGUGCAUACUGUCCCUGUGGUGACCACACAAGGGAUAGCAUGCAAAUUUAUGGAUCUUACAGUCCAACUAUCUGUACCCGGAGGGUAUUAAGUGCAGGAAAAGGGAAAAAUAAAUUACCAUGGGAAAAUGAGCAGCGUGGAGUCAUGGAAGAAAACCAGACCUCCAAUCUGAAGGAUACAGAACAGUUUUCAGCAUAUGAUUUCAUCCCUUCGUCAAAAUUAAAGCCCUCCCAAGGAAUGUCAGUCAAUGAUGAUUUAUGUUUUAGCAGAAAAAGAGUAUCAAGAAACUUAUUUCAAAGUAGUCGGGAUUUUAACUCAGAUUCACUUCCUGUAUGUGCUGCUGGCACUACUGGGACUCAUCAGACAAAUCUUUCUGGGAAAUGUGGACAACUUGGAUUUUCACAGAUAUGUGGUAAAACUGGAAGUGUGGAUUCUGACUUACAAUACCUGGGGACAGCUAACAGUUAUCAAGAUAAAGUGUAUGCUAGCCUAAAUUUUGGCAGUAAGACACAGCCAACAUUUGGUAACCAAACAGAAUGUAUUUCAUCAUACUCUGGUCCAAAUCCAAGCCCAGGAGCCUUCAUCCUUCCAUCCUAUCCUCUCUCAUCUCGAACUAGCCCAAAACACACAUCUCUUACUGUGUCUCCAAAGAAGUCUCAAGAUAAUUCUGUUAAUUUCUCAAAUUCCUGGCCUCUUAAAAGCUUUGAAGGACUAUCAAAGCCAAGUCCUCAAAAAAAGCUUGUCAGCCAAAAAUCAUCUGGCUCAACAGGAAGAAAUGAUGGGGAAAAUUCUCAAGAAAAACCUCCAGUUCAACUCACACCUGCCUUGGUGAGAUCAUCUUCCCGACGAGGCCUGAAUGGGACCAAGCCUGUUCCUCCCAUACCAAGGGGAAUCAGCCUUUUGCCUGAUAAAACCGAUUUAAGCACAGUGGGACCCAAAAAGAAAGAGCCUAAUGAUAUUUGGAAAAGUGAAAAUGAUAGUGUUAAAAUUGAUCUUUCAGAAUUAAAUAUCAAGGACAAAGAUUUGGAUCAAGAAGAGAUGCAGAGCUCUCUUAGGUCCCUUCGUAACAGUGCAGCUAAGAAAAGAGCAAAACUGAAUGGCAGUACUUCAGAUCUUGAAAGCCCUGAUUCUGCAAUGAAGCUCGACUUGACUAUGGACUCCCCAUCUCGAUCUUCCUCUCCAAACAUCAGCUCUUAUAGUGAAAGUGGAGUUUACAGCCAGGAAUCAUUGACUUCUUCUCUGUCUACAACUCCCCAGGGGAAUAGAAUGAUGUCAGACAUAUUACCAACAUUUGGAUCAAAACUUUGUCUAACAAGUCUUUGUUCUGGAAAGAAUAAAAUCUCUCAAAUAGCUGAACAGAGCCCCAGUACAGGGAUUACAACAUCCAACGUAAGCAUAAUUGGUCAACGUAUGAACUAUGGGUUUGAAUGUGGUGAUUUUGAAGAUGUUAGGUCACAUGACAUUUCCUCUAGUGUUUUAAAAAUACAAAAUAAGGAACACCCAAGACAUAAGCAUACAAAAGGAUUUACAGGGUCAUCAUCAAAUUUACAACAUAUUACCAGUUUUGACUUCACAUCCACAAAUACCUUUUCAGAAGAUUCAGUAGUAGUUGUUGGAAAAGGUGUAUUUGGAAGUCCAAAUUCAGCACCAGCAACCUGUAGCCAAUCAGUGAUAUCUUCUGUGGAAAAUGGGUAUAAAUUUUCAGUUAAACAAAGCAUUGAACCACCAUCAGGGAUUUAUGGAAAAGCAGUCCAACAAAGUAUUCCAUCAUAUCUUGAUGUUGAGAAUGAAAAAGAUAUCAAACUUUCUGUGUCAAAAUCUACCUUUGGCAAGAUGAAACAAAAGAGAAAAGAGGAAAAGGAACUUUUUGACAUUAAAGAUUGUGAAAAGAAGAAACAUAAUCCCUGGGAGGAAAUGAAACAUACAGGAACUGAAAAAAUGAUAUCAGAAAACUUAAAUAUUUUUGGAGAUGAGGUGGGAAUAUCAAAAAAUGAGAGUUCCUCUUUAGAAAACAUUACCUUUAACCCUCCAUUGAAAGGAGGGGCCAGUUUAAAAAGGUCACCAUCUCUAGUGUUUUCAGAUUCAGGUGAAGCGUCUCCUGGAGCCAUUCCACAGUAUAAAGAAAGGAUGUCUUCUGUCACUCAUAGUCCAGAAAUUAUGGAUUCAUCAGAACUACGGCCAUUUUCUAAACCAGAUAUAGCGCUGAUAGAAGCCUUGAAGCUUUUAGCUGAUGAGGAUUGGGAGAAGAAAAUUGAGGGACUGAAUUUUAUCAGAUGCUUAGCUGCUUUUCAUUCUGAAAUAUUGAACACAAAGUUGCAUGAAACAAAUUUUGCAGUAGUUCAAGAGGUGAAAAAUUUACGCUCUGGAGUUUCUCGUGCUGCUGUGGUCUGUUUAAGUGAUCUUUUCACUUACCUGAAAAAGAGCAUGGAUCAAGAACUAGAUACUACAGUAAAAGUUUUGUUGCAUAAAGCAGGAGAAUCAAAUACAUUUAUAAGAGAAGAUGUUGACAAAGCCUUGAGAGCUAUGGUCAGUAAUGUAACUCCUGCACGUGCAGUUGUUUCUCUUAUCAAUGGAGGACAAAGGUAUUAUGGUCGAAAGAUGCUUUUCCUCAUGAUGUGUCAUCCUAAUUUUGAUAAAAUGCUUGAAAAGUACGUCCCAUCUAAAGAUUUGCCAUAUAUUAAGGAAUCUGUUAAAAGCUUACGACACAAGGGCUUGGGAGAUUUACCAUUAGAUACUUCUUCAGCAAAAGGAAGACGAUCUCAUACUGGCAGUGUUGGAAAUGCAAGGUCAUCAUCUGUUUCCAGAGAUGUUUUAAAUGCAGCCGAAAGAGAGGUAACUGAAAUUCGUGAAGUCUCCAGAAAGUCAGUUCCUCGUAAUUCCUUAGAAAGUGCUGAGUAUAUCAAAGUCAUAACAGGUUUAUUAAACGCAAAAGACUUUCGUGAUCGUAUUAAUGGGAUUAAGCAGCUUUUAUCAGAUACUGAAAACAAUCAAGAGCUUGUUGUUGGAAACAUUGUGAAGAUUUUUGAUGCUUUUAAAUCUCGACUUCAUGAUUCUAAUAGUAAAGUAAAUCUGGUGGCUCUGGAAACAAUGCACAAAAUGAUUCCUUUGCUUAGAGACAACUUAUCUCCUAUCAUCAACAUGCUAAUUCCAGCAAUAGUAGAUAACAAUCUGAAUUCCAAGAAUCCAGGCAUCUAUACUGCUGCCACAAAUGUUGUUCAGGCCCUGAGUCAGCAUGUAGACAAUUACUUACUUCUACAGCCAUUUUGCACAAAAGCUCAGUUUUUAAAUGGAAAAGCAAAACAGGAUAUGACUGAAAAGCUUGCUGAUAUUGUUAUGGAACUCUAUCAAAGGAAGCCCUUUGCCACAGAACAGAAAGUGUUGGUUGUUUUAUGGCACCUCUUAGGGAACAUGACAAAUAGUGGCUCUCUGCCUGGAGCUGGAGGAAAUAUACGAGUAGCCACAGCUAAAUUAUCAAAAGCACUUUUUGCACAGAUGGGCCAGAAUCUGUUAAAUCAGGCUGCAUCUCAACCACCACAUAUUAGAAAGAGUUUAGAGGAAUUACUCAAUAUGACACUUUGAAAUGAAUUAGAAAUCUUUCAUGAAAUAUGGUAUGAUGAACAAAAGUGUUUACAUGAUGACAAAUGGAGCUUUUUUAAAGUUACAUUUUCAGUGCCUGCACUUCUAAUCCAGUAAAUUAAGUCAAUGGCUAUUUUUCUUUGCAGCCUAUGAGUACACAUCUGACCUAUAUCAACCCUAUCACAUGUCCCAUUACACAAAAACCUAAAAUAAUUAAUAUAACUUAAUAUUCAUUAAAUACGAGGAACAUGAAGUGAAUCCAAUUUUAAUAUUUUUGAGAAAAGUCCUGCUCGUUUGCACUAUUCUAUAGAAAUCGCAAUUUGUUGCCCUAUAUGUACAAUUAGAUUUGUAAUUAAAAAUAUACUUUUUAUUAUGUAAUCAUGUUCUGCUAUGUCUCGUUACUCAGCCUUAUUUUAUGAAGUGGAAGAAAAGUCAUUGAACUAUGUUAUCACAAAGUUUUGUGUACUAUUUGUGAAAAAUAUGUAUUCUCAAAUCAGUCUGCUAAUAUGAUUGUGCAGUAUUAGCUUGUUUUUGCUGUUUUGUGUUAAUGUGAUAUAUUUACUUACCACUUGGGUUUAAUCAUCUACAUAAUUGUGAAAUUUAACAAAUUAUAAUAAAGCAUGAUGACCAAAGUUUUAGAACACAUUUAAACAUUUUAAAUGCACGUUUAAGAAAACGUGUUGAAUGUAACUUCCCUAUUUUUUGUGCAAACACUAAAUUAUAUUUCUAUAUGUCCUAACAUUUAUAAAGGUGUUAAUUUGCUGUCCAGUUGUAUAAUUCUCAAAAAUAGUGCCAGAUUGUCUGUAGCUUUUCUCAGAAUUCUUGGACCACAAGUACUGUAUGUAUCUUAAAAAAGAAAAGGAUUGUUAUAAAAUAAAAGGAUUU
Myotis lucifugus (little brown bat) is the source of this 6596-nucleotide messenger RNA. It is a transcript of the gene TOGARAM1, whose product is annotated as TOG array regulator of axonemal microtubules 1. The record is from RefSeq and is a predicted model, not a curated record. Gene Ontology annotation, molecular function: microtubule binding. Lineage: Eukaryota; Metazoa; Chordata; Mammalia; Chiroptera; Vespertilionidae. The transcript has 22 exons. The coding region runs from base 159 to 5714 and encodes 1851 amino acids. Gene Ontology annotation, biological process: microtubule cytoskeleton organization. Gene Ontology annotation, cellular component: cilium; cytoplasmic microtubule.